This is a messenger RNA of Dendrobium catenatum, 565 nucleotides long. Its product is annotated as defensin-like protein 1. NCBI's taxonomy places the organism in Eukaryota, Viridiplantae, Streptophyta, Magnoliopsida, Asparagales, Orchidaceae. The coding region runs from base 77 to 355 and encodes 92 amino acids. The transcript has 2 exons. Gene Ontology annotation, biological process: defense response. The record is from RefSeq and is a predicted model, not a curated record.
CCCAGCGGCACCCCUUCAGCAACCGAGUCAUAUUCCAGUGUUCUUAGGCCCUUCUUCCUUCAGUCUCAGAUCCUCAAUGGAGUUCUCCAAGAGCAUGCUCCCAUCUCUUUUCCUCCUAGUCCUCCUCCUCCUCGCUUCUGGGAUUGGAUCUGAGAUGAUGAAGGCCGAGGCAGCGCGGCCGGCCGGACUUCCUGGUGUCGGUGAAGAGAAGAGAACUUGUGAGUCAAAGAGCCACAGCUUCAAGGGUCUGUGCUUCAGCGCCAGCAACUGCGGCCAUGUGUGUAGGACUGAGGGCUUCCAGUUCGGAAAUUGCAGGGGAUUACGCCGUCGCUGCUACUGCACAAAGCAUUGCUGAUUUCAAGAUGGAUGAUCUCAACUGUGGUUUGCUUCGAGAAAUAAUUAUGAGCUGUUCUUCUAUGGCUGGAAUGACUAGUUUGUAGCUUUAGCUAAUGUUAUUACUUUCUUGUUCAAGUGUGUGCUCGGUGUGAUGGAGUUUCACUGCUUAUCUUUUGUAAUUUGAAGAUUUGUCUAUCAAUUAAAAGGUUUUAAGUUUGAGUUUUAUUUA